UUUAGGUAGCUGACCUCACUGCAGGACAAAGCCAGCACAGGAAGAAGAGUUUUACAUCCAUCCAUCAGUAGGCAUUGCAUUGGAUCUGAUCUGGGCAGGGGAUGUGCAAUCAGUGAAUUUCUGCAGUGCACAGAAGUCUCAAGCUUGCCAGGCUGAACCAUCCUUUCUAUGAAUCUCAGCACCUUAAUGCUUCCCUAAAAUGCAGACGCUUAUCCUGGCAAGCUCGUGCAUGGUUGCAGAUGGAGGCAAGAGCUUGGUGACAGGUUUUACAUCCUUCAACCAGGGAUGCACCUUUGUGUUAAGCAAUAAACUUGCGUGCAGACCUAUCUCUUCCUAGGAACAUGAAGGAAGGGACUGCAAAGACCUCCACAGGGAGAUUGGGAUGGCUGGGGCCGCCAAGGACAGGGAAGACCUACACCCUGGAGCUGUGUGUGCCUGGCCCGAGUUCACACCCUGGCUGUAGGAGGUUUUUGCUGCUCAGAAAGGAGGAAUAAUCUGAGCAAAGAAGGAUCACAGCACCACCUGCUGGGACUGCUCGACAGUCCCACAGCAGCAGGGAACUGGAAAAUUUCCAUAGCAAAUACAGGAUAAUUUCACUUUUUCGUUAAGUGUUGGACAUCCAUAAGGCAGCUGAACAUUCUCAAGGAGAAAGCUUUGCCCAAGAAUAAAUUAAAAACUAUAUAUGCAUUAGCUGAAUUUAUAGGAUAUUUUUCUCUUUUUUUGGUGCUUUUCUAUCUUGGGUGAUGCUGUGCCAGGGUCAUGCUUGAACAGUGACUGUGCAUUGCCCAGGGUUGGCCCGUAGCACUGUUUCCAUAUUUCCACUCAGGGUGUUCUGCUAAAGAAUUUCCCUCUCUCAGCUCUCUGAGCGUGGCUGCACCCUUAGCACACACCAUCCUACCCCUCUACUUGUGAGGCCACAGCUGGGAUGCUGUGUCCAGUUCCGGGCUCCUCAGUACGAGAAAGACAUGGAGCUGGUGGAGAGGGCUCAGUGCAGGGCCACAGAGGUGAUCUGGGGUCUGAACAUCUCUCUGAUGAGGAAACUGGGGGAGCGGGGCUUGUUAAUUCUAGAGAAGACAGAGGGGACCUCAUGAAUCCAUAUACCUAUCUCAAAGCUAUGUGUCAACAGGAUGGUGCCAGAGUCUUUUCAGUGGUGCCCAGCACCACGAUGAAGUGCAACGGCCAUAAACUAGAACACGAGAUGUUUCACCUCCACACGGGGAACAACUUUGCAUUGAGGGUCCCUUAAUUCUGGGACUCCUCCUGGCCAUUAGCAGGGACAUCAGCACAAUGCCCAGGCCCUGAGAGGGCUCCAGCGGUGCCGCUGGAUGUCGCAGGAGCCGCUCCCGCUGUGCCGUUUGCCCCCGGCCUGUCCUGCCCGGGGCAGCCCCGCUCCGUCCCGUCCGGCGCGCCGCUCCGCUCUCCGGGUUUGCCCGGCGCCGCCCGCUCCGUGGCUCCGCGCUCCGCGUUUCCGCUGCGGCCCGCGCCGGCCCCGCCCCGCGGCUCCGGUUUCAGGCGCUGCUACAGGGACCCCCAAGAUGGAAACGCAGGGGCUGCCGGCCGCGGAGGCGGCCCGGGCCCGGCCCGCCGCGCAACAUGGCGGCCCCGCCGCGCCGCCGCCGCCCGGCUGGGACCCGCCGCCCGCCGCCCCCUCCUCCGCCGGCAGCACCCCCGCGCCGGGCCUCUACGUGAGCUUCCCGGUGCUGCUGCUGGAGGAGAAGCCGGAGCCCGGCGCCAGCCCGGCGCCCAGCGCGCCGCCGGCGGGCCCCGCACCCGACAGCGACGGGCUCCUGCUCGUUUUCAACGUGGUGCGCGGUGCGGCCGAGCCCGGCGCGGGCGGCGGCGAAGCGGGGCGAGCCCAGCCCGGCCCGCCGCCCGCCGAGCCGCCGGAGGAGGCCCCCGCCUCGGCCCCGCCGCCGCCGCCUCCUCCUCCUCCCCCGCCGCCGGCACCGCUGCCCCCCGCGGGCGGCGAUGGCGGCGGGGCGGAGGACGGCGCCUUCUCGGGGACCAUCACCAUCAACAACCAGAGCCUGCUGGUGCGCAUCGAGAACGGCGUCCUGACGCUGGGGCCCGGCGCCGAGCAGCCCGCGGGCGCCGCCCCCCCCGCCGCCGCCAGCCCCGCCGAGCCGCCGGGCGGCCCGCGCCCGCGCUCGCCGCCGGCCUUCGCCUGCCCGGAGCCGCGCUGCGGAGAGGCCUUUCCCCGCAAGCAGCAGCUGCGGCUGCACCGGCUCUCGGCGCACGGCGGCGGCGAGGACGGGCGGGGCGGCGCGGCGCGGCCCUUCGGCUGCCCCGUGCCGGGCUGCGCCUGGUCCUUCGCCACGGCCUACAAGCUGCGGCGGCACCUGCACUCGCACGACAAACUGCGGCCGUUCGCCUGCGCGGCGCCCGGCUGCACCAAGCGCUUCACCACCGUGUACAACCUGCGGGCGCACAGCCGCGCCCACGAGCAGGAGGCGGCGCACAAGUGCGAGGCGUGCGGGCAGCGCUUCCCCAGCGCCGCCCGCCUCGCCGCCCACCGCCGCCGCAGCCACCUGGAGCCCGAGCGGCCCUUCCGCUGCGACUUCCCCGGCUGUGAGCGAACGUUUAUCACAGUGAGUGCAUUAUUCUCCCACAAUCGAGCCCACUUCAGAGAGCAAGAGCAGUUCUCCUGCUCAUUCCCUGGCUGUAACAAACAGUAUGACAAGGCCUGCCGACUGAAAAUCCACAUGAGGAGUCACACAGGUGAAAGACCUUUUAUCUGUGACUUUGAAGGCUGUGGCUGGUCUUUUACGAGUAUGUCCAAGCUUCUGAGGCAUAAAAGGAAACACGAAGAUGACAGGAGAUUCAUGUGCCCAGUAGAAGGCUGUGGGAAGUCCUUCACGAGAGCAGAACACUUGAAAGGCCACAGUAUAACUCACCUUGGUACAAAACCAUUUGAGUGUCCAGUAGAAGGCUGUUGUGCAAAAUUUUCAGCACGAAGUAGUUUGUAUAUUCACUCCAAAAAACAUCUUCAGGAUGUGGACUCGUUAAAGACGCGGUGCCCUGUUUCCAGCUGUAAUAAGCUGUUCACUUCCAAACACAGUAUGAAAACGCACAUGGUCAAGCAGCAUAACUUCAGCCCAGAUCUCCUAACUCAGCUAGAAGCAACCUGCUCCCUCACCCCCAGCAGUGAGCUCACUAGUCCAGGGCAGAGUGAUCUCAGCAACAUCGACCUCGUCUCCCUGUUUUCCAACGUGCCCAGUAACAAUUCUGGAAUUGCAGGGGACAUGGCGCUGGUGAACUCUGGAAUCGUCACCAUCGAUGUGGCUUCGGUGGGCUCCACGCUGGGGGGGAGCCUGCCUGGCAGUAACAGUUCCCUAAGCCAGGCAGUUGAUCCCUUGAUCCUGGUGGCAAGCAAUGACAUGCCCCAGAGCCUGGACAGUUCUCUCCUGCUGGGAACCAGUGCGACGGUUCUACAGCAAAGCACUUUAAAUUUGGAUGAUGUACAGACUGUCAAUGCCGAAGCCUUGGGUUCGCUGGCGUCUCUGUCAGUGAGGAAUUCCAGUCAGGAUGUGCACGGCCUGACGUGCAGCAAUAAUUUAACAGUAGACACAGCCACUUUGACUCCUUCCAGCAGCCUCGGCAGCACCAAUGUGCCUGAGUUACUGACACCAAUUAAAGCUGAACGGAAUUUGCUUCCCAGCUCAGAUGUGGUUGGUCAGCAGGAGGGCAGCAAAGUAGUGACACAGUUUGUGUUCUCCAACCCUCCAGGGAGUUACAGUGCACAGAAGGAAAUGGAUCUUGGCGCAGUGACUGGCAGCUCGUUUUUGGAGAGCAGUGGGUCUGCAAGAACAGACUAUAGAGCCAUUCAGCUGGCCAAGAAGAAGAAACAAAAAGGGAAUGGCAGCAGCACAGGGGCUUCUGGUUCUGGUCAGAGGAAAAACAAGGGUGGUAAAGUAAGCCCUACCAACUUUUCUUCCUCUACUCCUGGCAGUCGACUGGGUGGUAACAUAGUUCUGCCAAAUGGAGGGCUGACAAUAAGGGACCCUGCCACUGGAGCCCAGUAUGUGCAAAUUCAGCUUCUUCAGGAUGAUUCCCCAGGAGAGGGAGAUCUUCCCUUUCAGCUGAGCUCUCAGUCUUCCUCCUCACAUUCUCAGCUUACAGUGGAUUUACCUGUUUACAUACUUCAGGAACCACACAAUUCCACUGAAGAUGAUGCAGGCUCUGAUAACUCUCAGUUCACUGGAAGCACAAUAAAUUUACAGGAUCUGGAAUGACGAUUAUUAAGAGCAGUUACUUGAAAACAAAUUGGGCAAUCAUGACAGAGUGAGAUUACUGUGUGGGCCUUUUUCCAAGGAAAAUACGAAAAGUAGGAGAACUGAAGUAUGGUUGCACUCUUUGUGAUUUGCUUAAGACAGUUGCAGCUGAAAGAUUUUCUUUAAAAAUGUAAAUCCCACUUGAUGUGCCUGUGUAUACCCUGUCUGCCUGGGGGUUGGGAGGCUGAGGCAGACUGCUGUACAGUGUUGUUUCAGGGAGAAGUACUUUAUUACACUUCAAACUGAGGUAAUAUUUACUGUUUUCACAGGAAAGCAAGUAUUCUACAGCUAACAAAUGCAAAUUUAUAAUCCUGCCUGCCACAGUUAAAACUUUCCUUCCACUGGUCUCCUCCUGAAGCCAGUGGCAUCAAGGAAUUAAGAGCUAAAUUUUGCAAGUGUUUUCCACACACAAAGAAAAGGAUUGUUUCGGCCUCUGUGUUUGGCAGAAAACCAGAAUAAAGUGUCACAUGUAACAAUAUUAAUGUUCUAUGCCAUGAAAAUGAGAUGCUCUAAAAUCUUUGUUUUAGAAAGCUAGAUUCUAAAUGUUAACUUAGCUGUGAAUCAGUUUGUAGCUCAUGUUGAGUUUCUCCCUUUCCUUGCUCUUGCAUCCCAAAUACUUUGCUGAAUUCUUCCAGCAAAACUUGAAAAAGAAAACUGCAAUAGAACUGUACUCACUGUAAGUGAUUUGCUAAGAGUCCAACAGCAUCUGAGAGAGGUUUGUUUUAUCUUUGUGUUCCCUUUUUUGGGAGGAAUGUUGACCGUCAUGUAAAUUUAAGCACCUUGAUUUUUAUCUCAUCUAUAACGCUGCCAAGUUACCUGUGAACUGGUCACUACCUUUUUAUUUAGGGUUGUUUGGUGUUUUUGUUUUGUUAAUUGAACACUGUUACCACGUGUUCCUUAUUGCUAUCCCAGAGUGUCAGGUGCACCUGGAGCUUCUGGCUGGUUUACAAAAUAUGCAGUUGUCAGAGUUUUUUAUGAGGGGGAAAGAGUUGUUGCCCAGGAAGAUUUGCCCCCGAAAAACUGCAGUUUCUCUUGGGGGGAGUGGUUGUAUGUACUCUACUUACAUGGAUUGCAGACACCUAAAUAAGUAUAGGGUUGUAUAGGGAAAAUAACCACCUUUGGUUACGUUUUAAGGUAGUAAUUUAAUUGUUUCCUAUGGUGAUGUUCUGAAUGCCUGUAAAAGUAUGUAUAGGAGUUUGAUAAAAGACUGUUUGUACUUUUUUUUUUUUAUUCUCAGUGAGGUGUGUGUAUGCACGUAUGUGUAUUUUCUUUUUUUUUUUACAAAAUAAGAUAUGUCACAGAGGAGAACGUUGUGAUCUUUUUAAUCUUGCACAUAUUUAUUUAUUUUACAGUUAUACUGAUGUUAAAUUCACAUGAGGUCGUUCAGAAAUGCUUUUACUUCCUGUGCCUUUUGAACUACGUAUGUGUCCAUAUAAAUGCUUUUUUGAUUGCAGACUUGGGGAGGAAAAAAGCAUACAGGUUACAGUGAACUCCAGCUCCUGAUCUGUAGGCAGUAUUAUAUCUCUGGUUGAACCAGCUUUAUUUUUCUAUCUUUAGCCUAACCGAGCAUUGAGGUCUCUCUGUUCCUCUCACUCUGAGUUUACAGCUUACAUCCAGGGAAAGUGAACCCUCUCAGGCUAAGUUUUCAAACCAGUUGGUAGCUGAGGUCCACCUGGUGGCUGUGGCUGCAGCACGGAGUCCACUCCUGAGAGGUGGAAGGAUUGAGGAGGAAUUGUGCUGAAGGGUCACCGUGCUCUCCCUGGAAGCUGAGACACCUCGAGCUCCCAAUGCCUGCAUUAUUCUUUUCUCAAGGACCAUACCAGUUUGUAAUCCAUUAAAAUGGCCAAGGAACACUCCAUCUUUUUAUGGGACUUGCAACCAAAUCUUUCUACUUCUGAAAAUGUACCUCACUCGGCUUUGUAAGUGAAUGUAAAGUGCUAACCUCUUGAGGGCAGAAACUUGGAUCACUUGGCUAGGGCUCCAUUGCUGGCAAUGGAUACCUGAAGAACUGCUGGUGCAAAAGGGUUAAUAAAGCUUUUUUUUUAUGGUCA
Molecule: messenger RNA, 6322 nt
Organism: Motacilla alba alba
Lineage: Eukaryota; Metazoa; Chordata; Aves; Passeriformes; Motacillidae
Gene: ZXDC
Product: ZXD family zinc finger C
Biological process (GO): regulation of transcription by RNA polymerase II
Cellular component (GO): nucleus
Molecular function (GO): transcription coregulator activity
Source: RefSeq, a predicted model, not a curated record